AUGGUAGAAAUAAUAAAAGAAGUUAGCCAUUUUAAAAUAUCCAUGUGGUAUUCAACUGAAGAGGAAGAACUGGUGACAAUGUUAUUAAAAUCUGUUGAAAUUCCAGUACUUAUAAACGUACAGGAAAAUUUUGAGGAAGGAAUUUAUACUGAGAGGCCAAGUGAUUUGGUUUUUGUUUUUGGAAAAAUUUCAAUAGGAAUGUUAUUAAAUAAUACUUUUUGGGGUUUGAACACUCGGUUUUUAGUCAUAUCUAAAUUUUUUGAUGAAGUUAAAACUGAUAUAAAAAUUUUUUGGAAUUAUAAAGUAAUAAAUGUUUUUGAAAUAGUGUGGCCAGGAAAAGAAAUAAUUAUUUAUAGUUUUUUACCAUAUGCAAAUGAACACUGUGAUUUAGAAAUAUUUGAUGUGGAUAAAUUUUCCACUCAAACGAAAAAAUUUGUCAACAAUUGUUUUGCCUUGAAGAAUAAUAAGAAUUUUAAAAAUUUAAAUCAGUGCAACGUUAAUGCAACAUUUGUUAAAGUUAAGCCAAUUGUAAUUUCUGAUGAGGAUAAGAAUAUGACGAAAAAUCUUCAUGGAAUAGAAGGGAAAGUGUUGAUGGAAUAUGGUAAAAAACUUAAUUUUAAUAUAACAUUUGCAACUUCAGCUGAUGGUGUUGGAUGGGGAUGGAUAAAACCUUCUCCUCAAGUGCUGUAG
Pediculus humanus corporis (human body louse) is the source of this 690-nucleotide messenger RNA. RefSeq lists its product as uncharacterized. The record is from RefSeq and is a predicted model, not a curated record. Bases 1 to 690 code for a protein of 229 amino acids. Lineage: Eukaryota; Metazoa; Arthropoda; Insecta; Psocodea; Pediculidae. The transcript has 2 exons.